GAUCAAAGAUGGCGUCGCGAAGCGGGAAAAUGGUGGAUGGAACAGAUGGGACGGAUUAUCAGCACAGAGAAAGGGUUGCGGCUCAGUACCAGGUGUCUGCCAAGAAUAAGUCUAGACUGAAACUGUUUGUAUUUAUUCAUUGGUUGAUGGGUGGUAUUCAUAUACUCCGCCUUCUACCCUCAGAUAUCCUUCCCCUUCCACCCUUCCCAGCACCCACAGAGAUAGAUUACGCGUGGUUGAUCUCCCUGCCCUUUACUCUGGUAGCUGUAUCAGCUUGUAGGAAAUCUAAACCAGGAGGUCUUAAUGUUUUCCAGUUUGCCAUUCUGGGAGUUGGAAUUUGCCCUCUGUUGAUAACCUUGUUUUUCUGUAGCCCUGAUGUACUGCAAGUUAUAGUUUCCGGCAGUACAAAAGGGCUCUUCAUGUGGAACGGCUAUCCCUUCGGAUUGAUGUGGAGUAUGUUCUGCGUAUUUUGUGUUCUGGUUCAUAUAGCUGAGAUAGCUGUUGCCAGAACUCUAAUGGCGGCCUGGGCCCCCAGACACGGCAAGAAGGCGUAAUUAUCUCUUCAUGAAAACCGCUUGACUCUCAUGUUUUUAAAAUGAAGUUUUUAUUAUUAAGUAAAAAAUGAUAUUUUUUGCUAUUCUAGUAUUUGUAAAGCAAGUACGUGACUUUAAAUGCAUUAUAUUCAUUCACAUUUAUAAGUUUUUUUUACGUUUUUAUUAAAAAAUAAAUAAUGUGGUUAAAUA
This is a messenger RNA of Eurytemora carolleeae, 743 nucleotides long. Its product is annotated as protein jagunal. Bases 9 to 554 code for a protein of 181 amino acids. Gene Ontology annotation, cellular component: endoplasmic reticulum membrane. Lineage: Eukaryota; Metazoa; Arthropoda; Copepoda; Calanoida; Temoridae. The record is from RefSeq and is a predicted model, not a curated record. Gene Ontology annotation, biological process: vesicle-mediated transport; endoplasmic reticulum organization. The transcript has 5 exons.